AUGUACCAGACAGUAAAAGAUGGUGUAAUGUGUAAGCUUAAGACCGCAGAGAGGGUGGGCAUUACGAGUGACACAUGGACAUCUGUAGCUACGGAAUCUUACAUGAGUGUGACAGUACACUACAUAGACGAGCUCUGGAACCUCGUGUCUUACGUGCUGCAGACAACAGAAGUUGAAGCGAACCAUCGCUCUGUCUGUUUAGCUGAAAUGUUAACCAAAGCUAUGGAGGAGUGGGGGCUGAUGAGUAAAGACCCAGCCAUAGUCACUGACAACGCGGCGAAUAUGCAACCCGCGAUCUCUGCCGCUCUGCUCUCACCUGAUGUGCGGAGAAAUGAAAAGGAUCUUUGCAGCCUGAAGGAAGAGGACAUAACAGAUGCAGAAGAUGUGGUUAGAGCUCUAAAGCCAAUGAAGACAGCCACUCAAGUAAUGUCAGAAGAAAAGUGCCCAACUCUCUCAGUGAUAGCACCUCUGCAUGCUCAGCUGCUGAAAGAGAUGACCAGUCUCCCAGAAGACUCCAGAGUUGUUAAGGACAUGAAGGAUGAGAUCAAGAAAAACUUAAGCACAAGGUAUGUAAACCAGAAGGACAUGCUGUACAUAGCUUCAGCUAUUGAUCCACGUUUCAAAGCUCUGCCAUUCCUGAAUGAGGAGGAGCGAGACAAGACCUUCUCCAGACUCCAGACUGAAGCAGUGUGUGGGAUGGAGGAAGAUCCAUGUAAUCAAGAUGAUGCUGCUGAUGAAGUUGAUGGAGUGGAGGAAGAGGUGGAACCCCAACCUCCGGCACCCAAGCAAUUCAAGCAAUCCAGUGCUUUGGAGUCUCUCCUUGGGGAAGCCUACAGACCACAACAGGAAGUAGGACCACAGAAAACUAAAGCGGCAGAGGCAGAAGACGAGAUCAAAAGGUACAGGGAAAGGAGACCUGCAGGACUGCAGGACAAUCCUCUCAUCUGGUGGCGGGAGAAUGAAAAGGAGUAUCCUCUUUUGGCUUGCAUGGCAAAGCGAUAUCUCUGUGUCCCAGGAACCAGUGUCACAUCUGAGAGGGUUUUUUCAACUGCAGGUGACAUCAUUACUGCCAAAAGAAGUUGCCUUACACCUGGGCAUGUCAAUGAGCUACUGUUCCUGCAGAAGAAUCUUUCUAUUCCUGAUCCUGAGUGAUGGUAGUUCAUACUCUGGGUUAAGACAAGUUUAAUUUCCAGUUUUAUUUUUAUUUGCACUUUAAUAGGCAAGGCCUUUUCCAGUUUUUAUUUAUUUUUGUAUCUACUAUUUUAGUUUUAAAUGACCAGUUUACACAAAUACACUUUAAAGGCAAUUUAAUGUCUUAUACCUGGAGUACUUGAAGGUUUUACACACUA
Xyrauchen texanus (razorback sucker) is the source of this 1349-nucleotide messenger RNA. Its product is annotated as E3 SUMO-protein ligase ZBED1-like. The record is from RefSeq and is a predicted model, not a curated record. Gene Ontology annotation, molecular function: protein dimerization activity. NCBI's taxonomy places the organism in Eukaryota, Metazoa, Chordata, Actinopteri, Cypriniformes, Catostomidae. The transcript has 4 exons. The coding region runs from base 1 to 1152 and encodes 383 amino acids.